Molecule: messenger RNA, 319 nt
Organism: Talaromyces proteolyticus
Lineage: Eukaryota; Fungi; Ascomycota; Eurotiomycetes; Eurotiales; Trichocomaceae
Exons: 3
Coding region: 63-293 (76 amino acids)
Biological process (GO): regulation of DNA-templated transcription
Molecular function (GO): DNA-binding transcription factor activity, RNA polymerase II-specific; zinc ion binding
Source: RefSeq, a predicted model, not a curated record
CUUCGGCUAGUCGACGCAGCACCUUGCCUCGCUGUCCAAGUUUCGGCCAACUCAAAGACGAGAUGAAGCGUUCGCUAUCAGAAAGCAGACGGAGCGCCUGGCAACAGCCGGCUUCUUGCGAAUUCUGCCGCUCCAAAAAGAUUCGUUGUGACAAGAAACGGCCCUGUUCGAACUGUACGACUAGACAGCUAGCAUGCCGAUAUGUUUCUGGUACGUCCAGUGCGAAGAAAAAGAUGCAAACCGGAUCACUGAACCGGAGAGGGAGGAUUAUGGCGACAGGUUCUUAUCGUUAAGGCGGCAUGUCCAGGAAUUACAAAGU